Klebsormidium nitens is the source of this 3255-nucleotide messenger RNA. The record is from the annotation of a GenBank genome assembly. NCBI's taxonomy places the organism in Eukaryota, Viridiplantae, Streptophyta, Klebsormidiophyceae, Klebsormidiales, Klebsormidiaceae.
GAGUCAUUGAUCAGCUGCUGCAGCUGGGCAACACAAUGGCGGCCACUUCAAGGCUCAAAGGCCCAACAGAGGCCUCCUGGAUCGCCACGCUGCUCCUGCUGGCUGCCCUCGCUUGGAGCGCGUACAAUUUUUCCAGCAGGACACCAAGCCCCCUCCCAUUCGACGCACCCCUCAAUUCGUUCUCUGAAGGCCGCGCGCGGCGGCACUUGGACCACAUUGCUUCUGUUGGUCCCCACCCUGUUGGCUCCCCAGCUCUCGACUCAGUGCACAAUUACCUACUGCAGGAACUGGAAUGGAUUGAGGAGCAUGCAUCGGGGAAAGUGGUCGUUGAGGUUGAUGUUCAGGAGGGGGAGAACGGGGUGUCGCAACUGAGCGUUGGGCCAUUCAGCGGGAAGAGCUUGGCGUACCAGGGUCUCAGGAAUGUGGUGGUGAGGGUCAGGGGCGCGCAGUGGGGGGUCAAGGACGAGACGAGCGAGAGUUGGCAUGCGGUCCUCCUAUCGGUGCACACUGACUCAGUUUACCCCAGCCCCGGCGCCUCCGACGACGCCGCCAGUGUGGCCAUCCUCCUGGAGCUCAUUCGCACCUUCAGCCUGAGCUUCCCAGCCAGUGUUGGCGCGAAUGCGCUCCUCUUUCUGUUCAACGAAGGGGAGGAGGAAGGCCUGGACGGAGCGCACGCCUUCAUAACCAAACACCGCUGGAGCGACAACGUACGGGUGGCCAUUGAUUUGGAGGCCAUGGGAUCAGGGGGCCCGCACACACUCUUCCAGGCUGGGCCGUCCAACUGGCUGCUCAACCAUUACGUGGAGUCGGCACCGCACCCUGCAGGAAACAUCGUGGCCCAGGACAUCUUCCUGAACAACCUCAUCAACAGCGCGACCGACUUCCAAGUCUACCGGGACGUCGGGGGCCUCUCCGGGCUCGACUUUGCGUACAUCAAACGGGGCCACGUGUACCACACCAAGAACGACCGCCCGGAGUAUGUCCAACCGGGCGCUCUCCAGCACUCGGGGGAUAACCUGGAGGCGUUACUUCGGCGGGUGGUGGUUUCCACCGAGCUGGCGGAGCAGGAGAGGGUGUUCCCGCCGGAGGGGAGCAGCAAGCCGGUGCCGUACGAGAACGUGUUCUUCGACUUUCUGGGCCUGAAGCUGAUCAGCUACCCCUUCGCCCAAGCCGCGUCCAGCUACCUCACCCUCUCCGCCAUUCUCCCCGUCCUAGUUCUCCUCCCGACCAUCUUCCCGAGCCAAAAGGGCCCCGCAUACGCCCGGGUUACCAUUCCCCGAGCACACUUCUUCCUCGUCCCCCUAACCGCGUUCCUAACCCAGGCCCUAACCCUCGUCGGGGGCCUGGUUAUGGCGGGUUCCCGGGCUUACCUGUUAGCGGUUAGUAAACCCUGGCCAAACCCUGCGUAUGCGCGGCCAUGGCUGGUGGUUCCGCUUUAUGGGGGAGCGGCGCUAGCGGGGGCGAUUGGAGUCCAGGGUUUAGGAGCAGCUGCGUUGAGGAAGGUGUUGGCGAAGACGCCAAGUAUAUCGGUGGAGAGCGUCUUAUUCCGCGCCAGCCUUUUGCAGUGGUUCGCGUUACUGGUUGUGAUGACAAGGGCCGGUGUAGGAAGCGCGUACAUCCCGCUGCUGUGGGCGCUGGCCGGAACACUCGCUUGCACUGUGCGUCCGAAGGUCCGCAUGGAGGCCUCGCUGCUGUCGACCCCCGGCUUCGCCGCCACAGCACUCGCCGCGUCGCUCACGGCCACUGCGGCAAUCGGCCUGACUGACGUCAUGAAUUCGUCAGCGGGGCGCUUCGAUAAAUCCCCGGGUGCCUCCCCGGUUUACCUCCUAGAAGUCGUGAUUUCCAUACUAGUUGCCGUCUUCGCGCUGCUGGCCACGUCAUACUUCCUGCCAUAUGCUCACAGCAAGGGCCUGAAGAGCUCCUUUACGAUCGCCGCCUUCUUCCUGGCUGUCUCCUCAAUCGCCGCUGGCCUGGUCACGUGGGACGUCUUCCCGCCGUUCACCGCCGAAGCCGCCCUGCCAAUCAAUCUCGUCCACGUGUACGACACGUCAGCACAACAGUCAUAUAUCUCGCUGUCGUCACUCGCGCCCGGAAGAUCCGUUGAGGGUUUGGUGGCGGGACUCGGUGCAAGGUUCAACGUCUCGAGGGGCAGCGGGCCUGACUUCGUGACCUAUGAGGUCGGUUACGGCGCACGCACAGUCGACGCCGUGCCCCCUCCCCCGGGCGUGAAGACCGAGGCGCCGUCCUUCGCCCUGCUUUUCGACCACCACGUCGCCCACGAACUAGAGACGGGGGUGAAAGAGAUCGACGUCGGGAUGCACGCGGGCGGCUCGCGGCGGUGGGCCCUGGGGAUCGACGUGCGGCGGGUGCAGGGCUUUUCGAUCAGCAGCGUGACGGGUGACGGCCGCUUAGACCGCAGCUCCGCUAAGGUGCUGGUUCCCAUGACGGUCGAUCCGGUGGCGAGCGACAGCAAGGCGGGGUGGCACAUCGUGCAGUUUGCGGCGGGGUCGGGGCCCGCGGACGACUUCGUCAUGAAGCUGCGAAUACACCCCGACGCGCACGUGGAGAGAUUGAACUCGGAUGCGGGCGGGGCAUAUCACACGGAGGGGCGUCCUCUUCUGAAGCUCCGAACGGAUUUUGACGUCACGACACCACACCUGCAAGCGGUGUUGGACGAGUUGCCCGUGUGGACGACGGAGUUUGGAAAGUCGACGUCGCCCUACAGGCUGGCUUACUUGGCUAGUUUCGACUUUGAGUAGGCAUUGAAAUAGUUGGGACGGCCAAUUUGUGUAUGCCACCGGCACUUGGGAUGUCGAUGUUGUUCCUACCAGGACACUCAGGGAGGUCCGAUCCUGCAGAACUGCACACGUGAAAGAAGAGUAGGAGGGAUCUAUGUACAGCCUACAAGUCGAGAUCAGUAGUGCUAUGUGGCCCUGUAGCAACUUUGAUUGACAGGUGGCAGUCCGAGGGUCGUAUGUUCGAUACGACGGCCGCAAAAUUUACCUCGCCUAGUGCUACCUGCCUCACGGACAAGCACGCUCUAGUCUCAAAGAGGUAGAUAAAGCUCAGCCUGUUUCAGCCCCUUGUUUACGAUAGUCCCGAAAACCCUGUAGCUAAUGGCAAAUCGCUCGGUUUCAAUGUGGGAGGUAUCUUGUUUGAUGUUGUUUAGGCGCCCGCGCAGGCAAGGCCGGACUCCAAGCGCGGCCUGCCUAGGUGCUAUAAAAUGGCGGCAAUGAUGAGUCGGACUGUGCUGCA